UUUUUUUUUUUUUUUUUUAGACAGAUUCUCCCUCUGUUGCCCAGGCUGGAGUGCAGUGGCGCUGAUCUUGGCUCACUGCAGCCUCCACCUUCUGGUUCAAGCGAUUCUCGUGCCUCAGACUCCCGAGUAGCUGGGAUUACAGCCUGGAGCAUUGGUAAGCAUCACACUGCCAAAGUGAGAGCUGCUGGAGAACUCAUAAUCCCAGGAACGGCUCUUCUACUCCCCGAGUACCCCAGUGACCAGAGUGAGAGAAGCUCUGAACGAGGGCACGUGGCUUGAAGGACUGUGGGCAGAUGUGACCAGGAGCCUGCGUUAAGUUGUACAAUGGUAGAUGGAGUGAUGAUUCUUCCUGUGCUUAUCAUGAUUGCUCUCCCCUCCCCUAGUAUGGAAGAUGAGAAGCCCAAGGUCAACCCCAAACUCUACAUGUGUGUGUGUGAAGGUCUUUCCUGCGGUAAUGAGGACCACUGUGAAGGCCAGCAGUGCUUUUCCUCACUGAGCAUCAACGAUGGCUUCCACGUCUACCAGAAAGGCUGCUUCCAGGUUUAUGAGCAGGGAAAGAUGACCUGUAAGACCCCACCAUCCCCUGGCCAAGCCGUGGAGUGCUGCCAAGGGGACUGGUGUAACAGGAACAUCACGGCCCAGCUGCCCACUAAAGGAAAAUCCUUCCCUGGAACACAGAAUUUCCACUUGGAGGUUGGCCUCAUUAUUCUCUCUGUAGUGUUCGCAGUAUGUCUUUUAGCCUGCCUGCUGGGAGUUGCUCUCCGAAAAUUUAAAAGGCGCAACCAAGAACGCCUCAAUCCCCGAGACGUGGAGUAUGGCACUAUCGAAGGGCUCAUCACCACCAAUGUUGGAGACAGCACUUUAGCAGAUUUAUUGGAUCAUUCAUGUACAUCAGGAAGUGGCUCUGGUCUUCCUUUUCUGGUACAGAGAACAGUGGCUCGCCAGAUUACACUGUUGGAGUGUGUCGGGAAAGGCAGGUAUGGUGAGGUGUGGAGGGGUAGCUGGCAAGGGGAGAAUGUUGCUGUGAAGAUCUUCUCCUCCCGUGAUGAGAAGUCAUGGUUCAGGGAAACGGAAUUGUACAACACUGUGAUGCUGAGGCAUGAAAAUAUCUUAGGUUUCAUUGCUUCAGACAUGACAUCAAGACACUCCAGUACCCAGCUAUGGUUAAUUACACAUUAUCAUGAAAUGGGAUCAUUGUACGACUAUCUUCAGCUUACUACUCUGGAUACAGUUAGCUGCCUUCGAAUAGUGCUGUCCAUAGCUAGUGGUCUUGCACAUUUGCACAUAGAGAUAUUUGGGACCCAAGGGAAACCAGCCAUUGCUCAUCGAGAUUUAAAGAGCAAAAAUAUUCUGGUUAAGAAGAAUGGACAGUGUUGCAUAGCAGAUUUGGGCCUGGCAGUCAUGCAUUCCCAGAGCACCAAUCAGCUUGAUGUGGGGAACAAUCCCCGUGUGGGCACCAAACGCUACAUGGCCCCCGAAGUUCUAGAUGAAACCAUCCAGGUGGAUUGUUUCGAUUCUUAUAAGAGGGUCGAUAUUUGGGCCUUUGGACUUGUUUUGUGGGAAGUGGCCAGGCGGAUGGUGAGCAAUGGUAUAGUGGAGGAUUACAAGCCACCAUUCUACGAUGUGGUUCCCAAUGACCCAAGUUUUGAAGAUAUGAGGAAAGUAGUCUGUGUGGAUCAACAAAGGCCAAACAUACCCAACAGAUGGUUCUCAGACCCGACAUUAACGUCUCUGGCCAAGCUAAUGAAAGAAUGCUGGUAUCAAAAUCCAUCCGCAAGACUCACAGCACUGCGUAUCAAAAAGACUUUGACCAAAAUUGAUAAUUCCCUCGACAAAUUGAAAACUGACUGUUGACAUUUUCAUAGUGUCAAGAAGGAAGAUUUGACGUUGUUGUCAUUGUCCAGCUGGGACCUAAUGCUGGCCUGACUGGUUGUCAGAACAGAAUCCAUCUGUCUCCCUCCCGAAAUGGCUGCCUUGACAAGGCAGACAUUGUACCCAGCCAUGUAUUGGGGAGACAUCAAAACCACCCUAACCUCGCUCGAUGACUGUGAACUGGGCAUUUCACGAACUGUUCACACUGCAGAGACUAAUGUUGGACAGACACUGUUGCAAAGGUAGGGACUGGAGGAACACAGAGAAAUCCUAAAAGAGAUCUGGGCAUUAAGACAGUGGCUUCGCAUAGCUUUCACAAGUAUCCUAGACACUCCCCACGGGAAACUCAAGGAGGUGGUGAAUUUUUAAUCAGCAAUAUUGCCUGUGCUUCUCUUCUUUAUUGCACUAGGAAUUCUUUGCAUUCCUUACUUGCACUGUUACUCUUAAUUUUAAAGACCCAACUUGCCAAAAUGUUGGCUGCGUACUCCACUGGUCUGUCUUUGGAUAAUAGGAAUUCAAUUUGGCAAAACAAAAUGUAAUGUCAGACUUUUCUGCAUUUUACACAUGUGCUGAUGUUUACAAUGAUGCCGAACAUUAGGAAUUGUUUAUACACAACUUUGCAAAUUAUUUAUUACUUGUGCACUUGGUAGUUUUUACAAAACUGCUUCGUGCAUAUGUUAAAGCUUAUUUUUUAUGUGGUCUUAUGAUUUUAUUACCGAAAUGUUUUUAACACUAUACUCUAAAAUGGACAUUUUCUUUUAUUAUCAGUUAAAUUCACAUUUUAAGUGCUUCACAUUUGUAUGUGUGUAGACUGUAACUUUUUUUCAGUUCAUAUGCAGAACGUAUUUAGCCAUUACCCACAUGACACCACCGAAUAUAUUACUGAUUUAGAAGCAAAGAUUCAGUAGAAUUUUAGUCCUGAACGCUACGGGGAAAAUGCAUUUUCUUCAGAGUUAUCCAUUAUGUGCAUUUAAACUCUGCCAGAAAAAAAUAACUAUUUUGUUUUAAUCUACUUUUUGUAUUUAGUAGUUAUUUGUAUAAAUUAAAUAAACUGUUUUCAAGUCAAA
Symphalangus syndactylus (siamang) is the source of this 2939-nucleotide messenger RNA. RefSeq names its product activin A receptor type 1 (gene ACVR1). Gene Ontology annotation, cellular component: BMP receptor complex; plasma membrane. Lineage: Eukaryota; Metazoa; Chordata; Mammalia; Primates; Hylobatidae. The record is from RefSeq and is a predicted model, not a curated record. Gene Ontology annotation, biological process: transforming growth factor beta receptor signaling pathway; cellular response to growth factor stimulus; heart development. Gene Ontology annotation, molecular function: transmembrane receptor protein serine/threonine kinase activity; ATP binding.